Messenger RNA from Hippocampus zosterae (dwarf seahorse), 1237 nucleotides. RefSeq names its product probable phospholipid-transporting ATPase IM. Gene Ontology annotation, biological process: phospholipid translocation; Golgi organization. The record is from RefSeq and is a predicted model, not a curated record. The transcript is spliced from 6 exons. Gene Ontology annotation, cellular component: plasma membrane. The annotation marks the transcript as partial. Gene Ontology annotation, molecular function: ATPase-coupled intramembrane lipid carrier activity. NCBI's taxonomy places the organism in Eukaryota, Metazoa, Chordata, Actinopteri, Syngnathiformes, Syngnathidae.
AAAGCUCAGCAUCCUUUUGGCCUUAUUGCUCUUCCAGCUGCACAUAUUGGUGUUGGAAUCAGUGGUCAGGAGGGCAUGCAGGCUGUUCUUUCCAGUGACUUCUCCAUUGCCCAGUUCCGCGAUCUGCAGCGUUUGCUGCUGGUGCACGGGCGCUGGUCGUAUCUGCGCAUGUGCAAGUUUCUACAGUAUUUCUUCUACAAGAACUUCACCUUCACCUUCGUACAUUUCUGGUACGCCUUCUUCUGUGGCUUUUCUGCACAGACCGUGUAUGACCAGUGGUUUGUCAGCAUGUACAAUGUCGUGUACACAGUCCUCCCUGUCCUUGGCAUGAGUUUUUUUGACCAGGAUGUGAAUGAUCGCUGGAGUUUCCAGCAUCCUCAGCUCUACUCUCCGGGGCCUCUGAAUAUUUACUUCAAUAAAAGGUCCAUGGCGUGCUGCAUGAUCCACAGCUGCUACAGCUCCCUUGUUGUUUUCUUCAUCCCGUGGGCGGCCAUGCACGACACGGUCGCAGAUGACGGCAAAGAUAUUGCUGAUUAUCAGUCUUUUGCUUUCAUGGUGCAGACAUGUCUUCUUCUUGUCGUCAACAUCCAGCUUUGUCUAGACACAAAUUACUGGACAGCCGUGAACCAGUCCUUUAUGUGGGGGAGCCUGAUAUUGUACUUCGCCACCACGUUUGCCAUGCACAGCAACGACAUGUUCUCCAUAUUCACCUCUGUAUUCCCUUUCAUCGGCACAGCAAGGAACUCUCUGAGCCAGCCGAAUGUGUGGCUGACAAUAUUCUUGACAUGCCUCCUCUGUGGUCUUCCGGUGUUGGCCUUCCGUUUCAUUGUCAUUCAACUUCGGCCUACCGUCAAUGACAAGGUGAGAUAUAAGGUGCGUAAGGAGGGGCUACCAGGUCCUGUUCCUUGCCGUCCGCCAGCCAGGCGAGUCAGCACUCGGCGGUCGAGCUACGCCUUCUCUCAUGCUCAGGGCUAUGGCGAGCUGGUGACAUCACGAAGAUUCCUGCUAAAACGUUCUGUCAAGAGUCGCAACAAUGACACCAAAGAGCCACAGCUCUACCGUAUAAUCUCAAAGGAUUCAGAGCAUCAACCGCAGAAGCACUAAUUAAUAGGUAGCAGCUCACUGAGACCAUAUGUUACUUUCUCAUCCACUACCCAUUACUGACACCGUGGAAGUCAGUUUAUGAGGAAAGUAAUACAAAAUCUUAAUUUUGUCUGUAUUUUUAUUUGCUCGUGUA